CUGGGAAAUGCCCCCCCCCUUUGUUUUCCAGGAAGGGAAAUCGGCCAUGUGAGGUUUAGCUCCCGGUGACUGUGGGCUUCUUCAAGGAGGAUUUGGCUCUGCUGGAUCGAAGGCUCUCUGUACGAGGAAGACAUGAGGGAGGAUUAGAGCUGGUGAUGUACAAAAGAAAAUAAAUAAAAGAGCACAUCAAGUGUCCAAGGAAAUCGAUAAGUGGCCAGACUUUUUGGAGAAUGUUGGGAAUUGAGAUGGGAUAAACCACCCAGAAAAAAAGCAAAGAAAGAAAGAAAAAAUGUCUAGAUUCUGAUCUCCAUGUAAUGAUAGUACAACAAAAACCAACUGAAGGAAAGAGAGAGAGAAGUGUUCUUUGUGUGGAAAAAUGUUUAAUUGUAAAUCCACCCUUGAUGACCAUUGUAAAACCCGUACAGCAAAGAAACGAUAUAAAUGCUUUGAGUGUGGAAAGAGUUUCAGGGACAAUGCUGACCUUCGCACCCAUCAAAGAAUUCAUACAGGUGAGAAACCCUUUGAAUGUCUAGAGUGUGGGAAAGCAUUUAGGUGGAGUGGGGGACUUACUGUCCAUCAGAGAAUACACUCAGGAGAGAAACCAUUUCAGUGCUUGGAAUGCGGAAAGAAAUUCAGCCGGAACUGUAACCUUCAAGUACAUCAACGAACUCACACAGGGGAAAGGUCAUUUAAAUGUCUGGAGUGUGGAAAGAGUUUCAGGUACAAGGGAGGCCUUACUACUCAUCAGAGAAUUCACACAGAAGAGAACCCAUUUAAAUGCCUUGAGUGUGGAAAGAGUUUCCGGCAGAGUACAGACCUUCUCGCCCAUCAAAGAACACACACAGGGGAGAAACCAUUUGACUGUGUGGAGUGUGGGAAAGCAUUUAGGUGGAGGCAGACACUUACUGUCCACCAGAGAAUCCACUCAGGGGAGAAACCAUUUAAAUGCAUGGAAUGUGGACGGAGAUUCCGCCAGAGUGGUGGUCUUCGAGUCCAUCAAAGAACUCACACAGGGGAGAAACCAUUUAAGUGUCUUGAGUGUGGAAAGAGUUUCAGUCAGGCUUCUCUCCUUAGUCUCCAUCAAAGAACUCAUACAGAUGAGAAACGAUAUAAAUGUCUAGAGUGUGGAAAGAGCUUCAACCAGAAGGAUAAGCUUAAUUCCCAUCAGAGAAUUCACACAGGAGAGAAACCGUUUGAAUGUAUGAAGUGUGGAAAGAGUUUCAGGGACAGUACUGAACUUCUCAAACAUGAAAGAACACAUACAGGUGAGAAACCAUUUGACUGCCUGGAGUGUGGAAAAGCAUUUCGUUGGAGCUGGGCACUUACUGUCCAUCAGAGAAUCCACUCGGGGGAGAAACCAUUUCAGUGCUUGGAAUGUGGAAAGAAAUUCAGCCGGAAGUGUAACCUUCAAGUACAUCAAAGAACUCACACAGGGGAAAAACCAUUUAACUGUCUGGAGUGUGGAAAGAGUUUCAAUUACCAGGAAAGCCUUACUAUUCAUCAAAGAACUCAUACAGGAGAGAAGCCAUUUAAAUGCCUGGAGUGUGGAAGAAGUUUCUGUCAUGAGCGAAGCCUUACUCAUCACCAGAGAAUUCAUACAGGAGAGAAGCCAUUUAAAUGCCUGGAGUGUGGAAAGAGUUUCAGGGACAGUGCUGUCCUUCUCAACCAUCAAAGAACGCACACAGGGGAGAAACCAUUUAUCUGUUUGAAGUGUGGAAAGGCAUUUAGUCAGAGGGGGACACUUACUGUCCAUGAAAAAAUCCACUUAGGGGAUAGACCAUUUAAGUGCUUGGAGUGUGGAAAGACAUUCAGUCAGAAGGGUGCCCUUCAAUAUCAUCAGAGAAUGCACACAGGAGAAAAACCAUUUAAAUGCCUAGAGUGUGGAAAGAGUUUCAGGGACAAUGCUGACCUUCUCGCCCAUCAAAGAACACACACAGGGGAGAAACCAUUUGACUGCCCGGAGUGUGGAAAAGCAUUUCGUUGGAGGGGGGCAUUUACUGCCCAUCAGAGAAUCCACUCAGGCGAAAAACCAUUUCAAUGCUUGGAGUGUGGAAAGAAAUUCAGCCGGAAGUGUGCCCUCCACGUACAUCAAAGGACUCAUACAGGUGAGAAACCAUUUACAUGUCUGGAGUGUGGAAAGAGUUUCAAUCAGGCCUCUUCCCUUAAAAUCCAUCAAACAGUUCACACAGAGGAACGACCGUAUAAAUGCCUGGUGUGUGGAAAGAGCUUCAGACAUACCCCAGCUCUUAAUUCCCAUCAAAGAAUUCACACUGGGGAGAAACCAUUUAAAUGCCUGGAGUGUGAAAAGGGCUUCCACCGGAAGCGUGAUCUUGUUUUGCAUCAGAGAACACACACAGGAGAGAAACCAUUUGAAUGCCUGCAGUGUGGAAAGAGAUUUAGCCAGACAAAGUCCCUUGUUUCACAUCAAAGAACUCACACAGGUGAAAAACCAUUUAAAUGCCUGCAGUGUGGAAAGAGCUUUAGACAGAAAAGUGACCUUGUUUCACAUCAGAGAACUCACACAGAUGAGAAACCAUUUCAAUGCCUGGAGUGUGGAAAGAGCUUCAGGCAGAGUUCUGACCUUCUGUCCCAUCAAAGAAUACACUCGGGUGAGAAACCAUAUAAAUGUCUACAAUGCGGAAAGGGCUUCAGCCAGAUAUCAAAACUUAAUUCUCAUCAAAGAAGUCACAUAGAGGAGAAACCAUAUGAAUGCCUGGAAUGUAGGAACGGCUUCAACCGGAACAAUGAGAUUGCUUCACAUCAGAGAAUUCACACGGGGGAGAAACCGUUUGAAUGUUCAUGCUGUGGAAAGGAUUUCAGUUACGAGCGAAGCCUUACUACUCGUGAGAUAAUUCACACAGAAGGGUACCCAUUUAAACGCCUGGAGUGUAGCAAAGAUUCCAUUGAAAGUGCUGACCUUCUCAACCAUCAAAGAACAAACACAGGGGACAAAUCAAUUGACUACCUGGGGUGUGGAAAGAUUUUCAAUCCAAUGGAAUCCCUGAUUUCACAUCAAAAAACUCACAGAGAGAGUGACACCCUGGAACACCCUUCUCGUACAGUAGUCCUGGGGCAGCAUGAGGGAUCCCGUGGGAGCGGUGCCUCACCUGUGGUUCCCAACGCCCCAUUCAACCCUGUCCUAAGCCCAGUCAUCAGUGCAAACUGUCCUCCCACUUCCCAGGGAUCAACAGAGCACCAAUUGCAGUGUAUCAGGUGGGAUACUCAAAGUCGUGAUGGGAGAGAUCUCCUGACACCCAGAAUACCAUUUUGUCCAGGAGCUACGCUGGAAAAAGGGCCUAUUUAUGUGUAGAAAGACCCAGAUGGGACCACCAAUAAGCAUUUUGUCUAGUGUGUACUCACGAGGAAGGGCCUACUCAUUUUUGUGGUGGAAGCCCCAACUGCUGAAUCAAGGUCAGCCAGAACAUACGUCCUUCCCCCAGACUUUUCCUUUGUUAACUGCUCCCUUGGAGCAAUUUGACUCCGUUUACGGGCUCGUGUCAGGAGAAACUAUUUUAAGGGUUUAGAUUGUAAAAUGAAAGGUGGAGCACACCUUUCAUUUCACACAAAGGUUUAAUUGCUUAUGUAAGGGAGAAUCAGUAGAAAUGCUCCUAAUACAGUUGUUCUCAUAAAAACAACCUUAAUAGACAUCAGAGCAUUCAAUUUCAUGACUGCCCAAGUGGCUGUGCAUAUGUGUCACACACAGACGCACACUGUGCAACGUGCUUUAGGGAGUAGAAAUCUUGCUAUAAAUGAAACCGUUGGCAUGCUAGAGAAAUCAUUUAAAGACAUAGAAUGAGAGGGGUUUGCAGGGGGGAUUAAUGUACAUUGAAAAGCCUAUCUGAAUGCCUGGUGUACGGACAGAUCUUGGAAUGUUUAUUCACCAGACACAUUAGAAUAUUAAUUGUCUCCCUCUAUAUUUAUCUGUAUGUCGCCCUGAGAUCCCAGUGGUAAUAGGGCAGGAUAUAAAUGUUUUAAUAAAUAUUCUGUUUCCAUGUGGUUUCCAUUUUGUUCUGUCCAGCUGCACCCCCUUCCAUUGCUUUAAAUCUUUAUGAUCUGGCAGAGUGGGGAAUUUAUUUUUA
This is a messenger RNA of Elgaria multicarinata webbii, 4079 nucleotides long. RefSeq names its product zinc finger protein 271-like. Lineage: Eukaryota; Metazoa; Chordata; Lepidosauria; Squamata; Anguidae. Bases 377 to 3310 code for a protein of 977 amino acids. Gene Ontology annotation, molecular function: DNA-binding transcription factor activity, RNA polymerase II-specific; RNA polymerase II cis-regulatory region sequence-specific DNA binding. The transcript is spliced from 3 exons. Gene Ontology annotation, biological process: regulation of transcription by RNA polymerase II. The record is from RefSeq and is a predicted model, not a curated record.